UCAUGUGGCAUUAACAAAGCCAUAGUCUGUGACAUUCAAGUUGUGAAUAGCAACGCACAUUCGUUACUAAAACGAAUAAUCUCGAAAUAAACAUGAAAACUCCACCCAACCAUUUUCGAAGAAUAUUUUGCACUGAUUACUUUAAGGUUGCUCAGUAAAAUAUAUAAUGGAACACGCUAUAUACUAAAACAAAUUAGGAGUUAUCUAUGUACAAAUAAACUUUUAAAACGUCAGUUAAGCGAAAGUGUUACAUCAACAGACAGCAUCGACAGUAAUAUGAGUGAUCAGAAAACAGAUGUGGAAGAAAAACCUUUAAAAGAUAAUAAAAAUGAAUUCAAAACCAAAACGCUGUAUGAGAAAAUAUGUUAUAUCAAAUGUAACGUGACGGUUGAACCAAUAUUUGCUGGACUAGUUAUAGGAUCUAUGCUUUCUAGAAUAGCAAUACAAAAUCUUAAUUUGGACAAAACGUGCAGAGUGAAAAAAGAUUAUGGGGAUGUUAUUUGCGAUGCGCUUAUUGAAAGAAAAGGUAAUCAUACUGAAGAAGAAGGAGAAAUACAGAAGAUUAUAUCCCAAAUUGAAACGUGGAGGAGCAUAAUACAGACUGCAGUGCCUACCUUGCUUGUGAUUUUCAUGGGUGCUUGGAGUGAUAGAACAGGAAAUAGGAAGAUUUGCAUUCUCUUACCAGUGAUAGGAGAGAUCUUGGUUUGCGCAAGCAAUAUUCUGAGCACUUAUUUUUUCGAUGAGAUUCCUGUAGAAGUGACGAUGUUCCUAGAAUCUAUAUUCCCUGCUAUUACUGGUGGAUGGGUCAUGAUGUAUCUUGGAGUCUUCAGCUACAUAAGUGACAUUACGACGGCAGAAUGCAGGACUUUCAGGGUUGGCUUAGUUAAUCUUUGCAUGACGUGCGGUAUUCUCGUUGGCACCUCCUUAAGUGGAUUCCUCUUAAGGUUUGGAGGAUAUUAUGGAGUAUUUUUCACGACAGGAAUCAUACAAUUAGCUAUUGCUGCAUAUGGAUGCAUAUAUUUGAAGAAAAAUACUAAACCUGAUCAAGAUUCAAAUGAGAAGGACCCUAUAACAGCCAAAUACCUUAUAACGGUGCAGAAAGAGACAGCUUCAGUUGUAACCAGAAAACGAGAGGGCAAUAUCAGAAUGAAGAUCAUAUUAACACUCAUAGUUGUAGCGAUGGCUUAUGGCCCAAACCAUGGAGAAUCUAAGGUGUUAUAUUUGUUUCUGCGCUACCGUCUCAAUUGGGAUGCCGUAAAGUACAGCAUUUAUUCUACGUGCAACAUCAUCACGCAUUCCAUAGGAGCUCUGUUCUCCAUCAGCGUGUUCAGCAAGCGGUGGGGCUGGGACGACUCCGUGCUCUGCCUCAUAUCCAUCGUCAGCAAGAUGGUCGGCUCCGUCUUCAUUGCAUUUGUCGCCACUGAUUUCCAAAUGUUUAUGGUUCCUCUGGUUGAAAUACUAAACGCCACUACGUUUACAUCAUUAAGAUCAAUGGCUUCAAAAUUAGUACCCAGUCAAGAAAUGGGAAAAAUGAAUUCUCUCUUCAGUCUUGUGGAAACGCUGGCGGCGCUAGCGUUCGACCCCACCUACACGACGUUGUACGGGGCUACCAUGAAGACAUUCACAGGCGCCGUGUUCCUUUACAGCGCGUGCAACACCUUACCGGCUAUAUCAAUAUUAAUAUGGUUCUUCAGGCAACAUCGCCAAAAAGUAAAGGAGAAAAAAUCUGAAAUAAUAAGCCAGAAACUUGACGUCAUUUGUGCUCCUGUUCCCGAGAAAUCAGUCUAAAAUAAGUAGUUAUUCUAGAGUUAGACCCAGAAAAGACUGCAACGAUUUUGAUAGCCCACGCAGUGCAAGUGUUAUUUUAAACGUCAAAUUUCUAUGAAAUUAUGACGUAGGUAUAAAUAAUACUUGUUCUGCGUGUGCUAUCAAAAUCGCUGCAGAGUUUUCUUGGACUAACUCUAUUAGUGAGGCGAAGCCAUACCAUCGAUAACGAAUGAACAUUUUUCGUCAAUAUCAUGAAACUUCUCGCUCCACAUCACAAUGAUUAAAGCAUUAGUUCUGGGA
Molecule: messenger RNA, 2067 nt
Organism: Cydia fagiglandana
Lineage: Eukaryota; Metazoa; Arthropoda; Insecta; Lepidoptera; Tortricidae
Product: probable peptidoglycan muropeptide transporter SLC46
Exons: 7
Coding region: 277-1788 (503 amino acids)
Biological process (GO): transmembrane transport
Cellular component (GO): membrane
Molecular function (GO): transmembrane transporter activity
Source: RefSeq, a predicted model, not a curated record